AGCCCUAAGCGCUUGAAUUUCAGCUUCAAUCGGGAAUCUUUCGUAGGGGCACCAGAGCAAAACGGUUCGUUUUUUGAUAUAGACAGUGGACUCUGGGGUGGCCAUUGCAAGUCUUCAUCAAUAGCAAAGGAGAACUGUGCUUUGAAGUGCCUCUCUCCUACUUGUUAUGAGCUUAUAUAUGAAAGUGAUCCGCUCGAAGAAGGAGAGAAAGACUAUAUUAGGGGGAAAGAAUUCAAGUACUGUAUGUACAACACGAUAUGUAUUCGGAUAAGGGAUCUGCUUUCCAGGGACAAGCAGGCCGGGCCCCCGCUAUUUAAACCGGAACGAAACUUUACAUCUCAAAUUUAGAUUACGGUGUUUCCAGCGAUGACGUUAAGGUACAUUUUCAUCGCAUUAUCUGAGGUUUUAUGAUACAAGGUGGGGAUAUUUCAGCUGGUGACGAAACAGGGGGAGA
Hibiscus syriacus is the source of this 454-nucleotide messenger RNA. RefSeq lists its product as uncharacterized. The transcript is spliced from 6 exons. NCBI's taxonomy places the organism in Eukaryota, Viridiplantae, Streptophyta, Magnoliopsida, Malvales, Malvaceae. The record is from RefSeq and is a predicted model, not a curated record. The annotation marks the transcript as partial.